Molecule: messenger RNA, 8644 nt
Organism: Cyanistes caeruleus (blue tit)
Lineage: Eukaryota; Metazoa; Chordata; Aves; Passeriformes; Paridae
Source: RefSeq, a predicted model, not a curated record
UUCUAUACUUCAGUAUUCUGUUCUUCACAUCUCCUCUGUUACCUGCUCUUGGUUAGAGAUUCUACUGGCCUCAGCCAGUGCUCUGUUACUGCAAUUGGCAUUUCUUCUUCCAACCAUGCUUUUACUAAAGAAGACAUUUGCAGCUCUGCAGUUCACUGUUAUUUUUCAAGCAUAAAACUCUUUUUGCACACAGUAAUCUUUUUUUUUUUUUUUUCUGUUCAGCUGUGACAAGCAUGGAUUGCAGGAGCACAAGUAUCAAACACUGUUCUAUGCCUUUUCCCAAUUCACAUGACAGCUUUUCCUUAUGUUCCACACAGGGACAUCUUCAGUGGAGUGAAAUGAUGGGCAGGACACAGCCUAGCUUGUGAUGGCCAUGUGCAGGACACCAGGGUUUAGGCCCAGUCAACUGCUAAUUGUUAUUUUGCUCUCUUUUUUUGCUGUAGUUUUGUCUUUGCUGCUGCAGCUGUGGCUGAGGAUCUCAGGGGUGAGCGGAGGUGUCAGCAAUCACUUCUGCCUGAGCCAACGUGCAGCCAGGCACAGCAAAGUCUGGCUAUUGCUUGCCAGAUGGCAUUGGUCCUCCCUCACUUCCUCAUCCCUGGGAAUUUUGGAGAGGGUGACUGAUGAGGGAAUUCUGUUUUUUCUGCAUGUCUGAGUUUGGCCUAACUGACGGCAAGCAGACAGGAAGGAGUGGGUUUACUGGCAAGUCUCUGCAAAUUUAGCACUCUCCUUAACUUUCAUUUUUGCCCUCAGAUGAUCAGAUUGGGAAAUUUUCUGUCCUGCCCUGCCAUUACUUGACAUCCAAUCUGCCACUGGAGAGCAGGACAUAGCAAACAAAACAUUGAACUUUCCACACUAAACAGCUGCUUUAAACGUACCUUAAAUCUGCAGAAACUCAAAGAGUCCAGACAGGCCUGGGAUCCUACUUUCAUUUGCAUGUUUUCAAGGGACAAGGCCUAGAUCUUUUAUUUUGCUUUUAGUACAGUUGUUAUCCCCACUUUAUCAGGAACAUUUUGAAAUAAUAAAGAAGCCAGUGAAGAAGGGGCUGCAGUUAAUGGUGAAUAUCUUAAAGCCCUUAAAGGAAUAGUCAGCAAUCAGAAAACAAACAAAAAAAAAACUAGAGUUGCCAUCUUGCAAAAUUUGGGGGAAUAUUCAAACCAAACAAAUUUUAUUUGGGAAAUGAAAAGCCAAAUCAGUGUAAAAGAUGACUGACAGUAGUCAAUGAGAGGAGAUAUUUGGGAACAGCAAUAGUUAUUAUUGUUAUUAAUUCUAUCUUCAUCAGAAACCACCAGAUGUGAGGGAAGUCCUAACAAAUCUGAGAUGCUGAGUGUUUACCGGGGCUGCAGUACUGUAUUUAUUGUGCUGUCAUGUGCAGCACUGCUGCAAGAGAUAUCUCAGAGAAUAGUUACAUUAGUUAGGAAAAGGGAGUUAGAAAGAGCUCACUAAUAACCUAUGAAAUGUUGGGACAGUUGAACAUCUCUUUGGGUUCCAUGAAGCAGGGAAGACAGCCCUCAUUGUCAUCAACUUUGUCUCAAUUGUUUUUGCCUCAAAGAACUGCUGUUCUUUGAAGACUCAGAAUACCCUGAUCUCAGAUGAGGCAACCUUACAACCAGAGCUUGAUCUGUAAAUGUUUUCAGGAAUAUAACUUCUGGAGCUCAUGCAGAAUCUUGCUGAUACGAUGUAUAUGAUAACAUCAGACACAGAAUGUGACUCACUUGGAAAUUGCAGAGAGCUGCAGUGUUUGGGGCUGCAGGCCAUCAAACAUUCAGAAACAAAACAAAAUUUAAAUCAAGAUGACAGUAUUGAAUAGGUCAAAGUCUGCUCUGAAAGGGCACCUCUUUCAUCAAAGUUAAUGCAAGGAAAGCAACCAGUUUUUGCACUCCUGAUGGCAGACUCUUCGUGGCAGACGAAGAAGUGUCUUUGCAAAAGUAGGAAAUAUGGACAGAAUUUGUUUUCUGAAGGAAAAACCUUCCAAGCCCCGUAGAAUAUUUGUGGAAGGAGUGCCCAGUGAGCUUGUUCAGUUAAUCUCUGGUCCACCUGAGGAAUGAAUGGUUCUCUCUUGUUCUUAUUGAACAGAGAGAGUUUUAUUAUUGAUUUCAAGUGAGUAAAAAAACAGGUCCUGUAUGAGCAACUGGAGUGAUUAAGCAGUUCCCUGAAUGGCUGUACCUCAGCCAAUCCUUUUAACAAUUCUCCUAAGGAAAGAUGUUUCUCCUCUGGUUAUCCCAAAUCUUAUUUUUCAUAUCCAAUCCCUACAUGACCCUUCCUAGAUUUCAGCAGUCCCAAGCACAGGGAAAUGAGGAGGGUGAAUACUAAAAGCUUAGAACCCAAUGAAUUCAAAUAGACUUCUACUAAGGUAUGUUCUUUCUUAUAGUACUAGACAUUAAGAUUCCAUGUUCUAUAGAAGAAGUUAAUAAGAAAGGGAAGGAUGCAAAGAGAAUUUUUUAAACCCUGUUACAAAGUAGAAAAUGCAAAGAAGAAUGUAAAGGCAGAAUUUUCUGGCAUAGCAUUGAGUGGCACAGCUCUCACACAUCGUUUCUGCUGCUGAUUACAUCUGCCUGAUGACUGGAAUAUUUUAAACAAAGGUAUUCACCUGCUAAUUCUGGUAAGAGGAAAGGCAUCACAUUAAAGAAAAACCCAACUGUGAAAAUUCAUGAGCAGUGGAUGCUAAGCAGCACAGGCUUGAUAAAGCCAUGAAGAUGAAUGCUCAGAAAACUCAGGUCUGUUUGUCAAGAGAUUCAUCCCUAAGAAUCCUGGAUAGGAUGCAUACAAGGGAUCUCAUGCAUGAACACGUGUGCACAGCACUUGCUUUGCCUCUAGAAAUGCUUUACACAAUCACCUAAUGUUCAUUUUCAAACAGAGAAGCUAGACACAGAGAGAAGAAAAUACUUUGCCCAAGCUUGCCCAGUAAAAGACUGACAGACAAGAAAAGAGCACGCAUUUCCUCAUUUCUCUGGCUGCCUUAUGCCUCAUUAUUGUAGAUCUUUGGUCAGCAACUGUAAAUGUUUCCCUUGUUAUCAAUGCACUUCAUUUGACUCAUACUAGUCAGCAGAUUUAUUAGUCGUCUUUAAUUUGUAAACAGUUUCCUUAAAAUAGCCAUACAUAAUAUCAAGAAACAAAUAAGGCAGGUCAAAAUCCUUGUUGGAACACUAUCUGGCAUCACACUCAUGGGCUGCAGGUGCCUGACAGCACUGGGCACUGCUGCUGCCAGCCCUGUCCCAAGGGUUUUCUGCCUUCCAGACUGCUGGGAGAAGUCUGGUUUUGUAAAAGGUUGUCUGACAUUGAAAAUCAUCUCAGCAGUCCCAUCUUCCUCAUCCAGCUAUCCCCCUGGUAUUCCCACAUACAGCAUGGUGGGAAUGGUUUGUACUUCAGCAAGUUGCAGUUUUCUUCCAGUAUUCCCAAUACUUUGGAAAAGCACCAAGGGACAAAUCUCACAGGCAGCAACAGGCAGAACAGGGAGCUUUGGAGAGCAAGUAAUUCUACAAAUACUGUAUUGAGAAAGAUCCUUUAAAAUCUGAUAAAAAGAAAGGAUGUAUAUAUAUAUAUGUGAAACUUAAAAUACCUGUCCUUAGUUAUAAGCACGUGGUUAAAUGCUUUCCUGGCCUGUACUGUAAAGCUCAACAGCUCUGUAACAUUUCUCUUGAAGCUGCCCACCCUCUUCCUACAGCCAUAGGUGGUGUACAGGAGUGUGCCUGGAGACUGGCCACACAGAGAUGAAAGCUGUGAGAAGCCCUUCAGCAUUUAUUUCUUUUAAUUUUAACACUGUGUGCAAGGCUGCAAACACCUGCCCUUUCCAGAAGCACAAGCAGGAGUCAAGGCUGCAGCACGCCAGGGAAGGAAGGGAUGCUGACAGCAUCAGGAUCUGCCUCCCUCCCUCACACAGGUUAUGUAAUGCUGCUCGUGCAGCAGCCACACACCCUCCACUUCUCCAAGCAAUACAGAACCAGGGGAAUCCCCCUGGUUUCGCUACCUUAUGUCCAGCUUUGCUCAGAGCUAUUUUGCAUACAUGGUCCUGCACUAUAAAAGGCUUUUGCCUCCCGGGAGGAAUACAGAGCCUGAGAGGUGAAAGGCAAGAAACUUUUACAGAGAGGAGUCUCUCCUGGCAGGGUUGGGACACCUCUCACAAAAGCACAGUGAGAAGCACCGUGUCCAGCUAUUCAUUCUGUCAUUUACUGCAGCUCACAGGUAAAGUAAUUAUAUGGCAAAUUGUAUCUUUUUGUUCUAUAUUAGGAGCAAAGUGUCUGACUCAGUCUUCUGCUCUAGUUCCAAGCUGUCCAGUCGUUGUGAAAACUUUGUUCCUCCUUUCUGCUGAUUUAAAGGUUUGUGCAUGUAACAGGUAAUACUGUCAGUGCUGCCACAGAACACCGCGGUGCAGGACACCAAGGAGCUUCUUGCUCUGAGUGCCACUGAAGGGAAAUAAGUGUUCCCACAUCACACAAAACAAGGUUUCAGCACAGUGAAGUAAAACCACAAAAAAAGCAUACAAAAUGCUGUGCCCAUGGCAGUUUGUGUUCAAAUCUCAUGCCACCAAGAACCAGUACCCCAGAGAGAAAGAUAUCAACAACAACGCGGAGAAAAAUAGGAAGAUCCAUGGAAGCUCAGAAAAGGCUGAUGCCAAAUUGCAUGCUCCAAGCAAGAAGCAGAUGGAGGGGCUGCCUAUCGUAACUUCAGCAAAGCCCAGUGAGGGAAGAGAGAAUCUCCCUCCAAAUGACAUCAAAGUUUCAAACCAAGUAUCAGGAUGUCCAAGACAUGUAAAAGUAAGAAAUUUGGAAAAUGGAUCCAGCUUUCUUGACACAUUACACCUGACUGCAAAAGAGGUUAUCAGCUGCCGGACCAAAGCCUGCCAAGGGUCAGUCAUGACCCCAAAGGGCCUGGUGAGAGGUACCAGAGAUGGGCCAGUUCCACUGGAAGAUCUUUUACCUCAGGCAGUAGACUUCCUCAAGCAGUACUACAGUUCCUUUAAAGAGCCAAAAAUCAAAGAGCAUCUGGGCCGGCUGGAAACAGUGACCAAGGAGAUAGAAACAACAGGAACCUACCACCUGACAAAGGAUGAGCUGAUCUUUGCUGCCAAGCAGGCCUGGAGGAACGCGCCCAGGUGCAUUGGAAGAAUCCAGUGGUCCAAUCUGCAGGUGCUUGAUGCACGGGACUGUAAAACAGCCAAGGAAAUGUUUGAACAUAUCUGUCGUCAUAUUCAGUAUGCCACAAAUAAUGGUAAUAUAAGGUCAGCCAUCACGGUGUUCCCGCAGAGGACGGAUGGGCAGCACGAUUUCCGUGUGUGGAACAGCCAGCUGAUCCGCUACGCUGGCUACCAAAUGCCAGAUGGCUCUGUCCUUGGAGACCCUGCCACUGUGGAGUUCACUCAGUUGUGCACCAAGCUUGGGUGGAAGCCGAAAUAUGGCCGCUUUGAUGUACUUCCACUUGUUCUCCAAGCAAAUGGCCAAGACCCAGAAAUAUUUGAAUUACCUCCAGAAAUUGUCCUCCAAGUGCCAAUGGAGCAUCCAAAGUACGAGUGGUUUAGGGAGCUGGACCUGAAGUGGUAUGCACUGCCUGCUGUGGCCAGCAUGCUGCUGGAGGUGGGAGGGCUGGAGUUCACCGCCUGUCCCUUCAAUGGCUGGUACAUGGGGACAGAGAUUGGAGUGCGGGACUUCUGUGACGCUCAGCGCUACAACAUCCUGAAGGAGGUGGGGAGGAGAAUGGGACUGGAAACAAACAAACUCUCAUCAUUAUGGAAGGACCGAGCUGUUGUAGAGAUCAAUGUGGCUGUGCUUCACAGCUUCCAGAAACAGAAUGUAACCAUCAUGGAUCACCACUCGGCCUCCGAGUCCUUCCUGAAGUACAUGCAGAGCGAGUACCGUGUGCGGGGUGGCUGCCCGGCAGACUGGGUGUGGAUUGUGCCUCCCAUGUCAGGCAGCAUAACCCCUGUGUUCCACCAAGAGAUGCUGAACUAUGUCCUCACUCCCUUCUAUUACUACCAGGUGGAUGCAUGGAAAACACAUGUGUGGCAUGAUGAGGCCCGCAGGCCAAGGAAAAAAGAAAUAAGGUUUAGCAUCUUGGCAAAGGCUGUGCUCUUUGCAUCCUCACUUAUGCAAGGAGCAGUGGCCACGAGGGCCAAGGUCACUGUGAUCUAUGCCACAGAGACGGGCAAGUCAGAGACGCUCGCCAAUAACCUGUGCAGCCUGUUCAGCUGUGCCUUCAGCACUAAGAUUCUGUGCAUGGAUGAGUACAAUAUUUGUGACCUGGAAAAAGAAACACUUCUUUUAGUGGUUACUAGCACUUUUGGAAAUGGAGAUUCUCCAGGUAACGGAAAGACCUUGAAGGACUCCUUGCUCAGACUGAAACUGCUGAGAAAUAAAAUUAGAUAUGCUGUGUUUGGUCUGGGAUCCAGCAUGUACCCAGAGUUCUGUGCCUUUGCUCAUGCCAUUGACCAAAAACUGGCCCAACUCGGGGCUUCCCAGCUCACUCCAGUGGGUGAAGGGGAUGAACUCAAUGGGCAAGAAGAAGCUUUCCGCAGCUGGGCAAUCAGUGCUUUCAAGACUGCCUGUGACAUUUUUAACAUCCGUGGGAGACACAGUAUUCAGUUGCCUGAGAUCUACAGCUCUGAGGAAAGCUGGGACCCUACUAAUUACAGGCUAGUGCACGACUCCCAGCCCAUGGACCUCGCUAAAGCUCUUGCAAGCAUUCAUGCCAAGGAUGUAAUUCCCAUGAAGCUGAAGUUCAGGCAGAAUCUUCAAAGUUUGAAGUCCAGUCGCGUUACCAUUCUGGUUAAACUUCACUGUGAGACUAACCAGGAAGUGCAUUACCUUCCUGGGGAGCACAUUGGGAUUUUCCCAGGCAACCAGGCAGAGUUAGUCCAUGGCAUUAUUGCACGUGUCAAGGAUGCCCCUCCAGCUGACCAGACUAUCAGGCUUGAAACCUGCAUUGAUGGUGGAUACUGGACAAGUCAUAAAAAGGUUCCAGCCUGCACACUACCUGAGGCUUUGACAUACUUGCUUGAUAUUACUACUCCACCCUCCCAACAACUGCUAAAAAAACUCUCCCAGCUGGUGACAGCAGAAGGAGACAAGCAAAGGCUGGAGGUGUUGUGUCAGAGCACAGAAGAAUACAAUAAAUGGAAGUUUUACAACAGCCCGAACAUCCUGGAGGUCCUGGAGGAAUUCCCCUCUGCUGAGAUCUCCACAGCUUUCCUGCUGACUCAGCUGCCAUUUCUGAAGCCCAGGUACUAUUCUGUCAGCUCAUCCUGUGACAUGACAGCCAGAGAGAUUCAUCUGACAGUUGCAGUUGUAAACUACAGGACAAGAGAUGGCAAAGGGCCUUUGCACCAUGGAGUCUGCAGCACAUGGCUGAACACAAUAGAGCUCAAUGAAACCGUUCCCUGCUUCAUCCGCAGUGCUAAUGACUUCCACCUGCCGGAGGAGCCCGCCAGGCCCUGCAUUCUGAUCGGCUCGGGCACCGGGAUCGCUCCCUUCAGGAGCUUCUGGCUGCAGCGCCUCUAUGACCUGGAGCACAGAGGGCUCAGGGGAGGGGACAUGACGCUGCUGUUCGGCUGCCGGCAGCCAGACGUGGAUCACAUCUACAGAGAGGAAACUGAGGAAAUGAAGAGGAAGGGAGUCCUGAGAGAUGUCUACACAGCUUACUCUAGACUGCCUGGCCAAGACAAAGUGUAUGUGCAGGACAUCCUGCAGAGGCAGCUGGAGGCCCGCGUGUGCGAGGUGCUGCAGGUGCAGCAGGGCCACAUCUACGUGUGCGGGGACGUGCGCAUGGCGCGGGACGUGGCGCGGGCGCUGCAGGCGCUGCUCGCCCGGGCCCUGCGCCUCAGCCAGCAGCAGGCAAACGAGUACUUCCAGCAGCUCAAGAGCCAAAAGCGAUACCAUGAAGAUAUAUUUGGGGCUGUGUUCCCACAUGAAGUCAAAAGAGCUUUGCAACCCAGCAGCUGAAUACCAAAUCCACUUGUGUUUUAGACAACAUUUGCACAUUUGUUGUUAUUUUCAAAAAACAAAGAGUCAAAUCCUCCUUCUUAUACUUGUUCAAUCAUGAAUGUGUAUAGGAUUGUAGGAUUUCACUCUUAAACCUCAGUCUUAAUUAAGUAAAAUAUUAAAUUUAACUUCCGUUGCUAUUUAUUCUGACAUGCUUUUAAUACAUUAUCUGAAUAGUGAAGGUGCAAAUUAUUUUUUAAUACCAUCUAUGCUAGUAUAAAUCUGGUGGUUUUUGUACAUACAAGGAAAAUGUAGAGUUUUGUACUAAGUUAACUAGGGCUGAAAUCUUUUUUUAAAAUGUACUGUUAAUCUUUGUGGCCUUAUUUAUAUCAGAUUGGUUUACUUGCAUAUUAUCUUCACUUGAAAGCAAGUGAAUGGAUGGUUAUGUUGCUGGGAGCUGUCUGGCCAGGUGCUUGGAUCUGGAGCAAUGUUUGCAAAUGGGAUAAUAAUGUACUGGUCCCCAAGUGGCAACACCUGCUGCAUCCACCUCAGAUGUAUCUGCUCAGCAGGUAGCAGUGGUGAAUUCUGCUUUGUGGGACUCAGGUACAUGAACCUCAGCUGUUGUUACAGAGCUUGUAGCAGGAAGGUUCUAAAAAUUCAAAAGCACUUUGUACAUUUGAAUUCUAUGCUCCGGUUUACUUGAUUUGUUUGUAAUAAAAUCUGCCUUUAUACUGAGA